Molecule: messenger RNA, 438 nt
Organism: Rhizopus microsporus ATCC 52813
Lineage: Eukaryota; Fungi; Mucoromycota; Mucoromycetes; Mucorales; Rhizopodaceae
Exons: 1
Coding region: 1-438 (145 amino acids)
Source: RefSeq, a predicted model, not a curated record
AUGACAACUUCAACCAAAAAGAAUCGUAGAUUAUCAGAACCACCUACUCCUACUCGCAACUUUGCCUCUGAAUCUAAUUCAUCAGUACGCAGAACUCAAAGUGAAAAGAGAUCACGAUCCAAUUCAGCAAGUCAUGGUAGUUUUCCUUGUCUUCAUCCUGGAUGUGGCAAAGUAUUCAAUCGCCCAUAUAAUCUGACAUCCCAUAUGCGUACUCAUACCUCAGAAAAACCUUACGCUUGCAGUCAAUGUGGUCGAAAAUUUGCUCGUCAACAUGAUCGUAAUAGACAUGAAAAGCUGCAUUGGGGAAUUAAACCUUUUGCUUGUCAAAUCUGUAAUAAAGCAUUUGCUCGUAUGGACGCAUUGAAUCGACAUCUUCGUGUAGAAAAUGGAUGUGGAAGUCAUAUGAUCAAAAUCGAACAACAUCAACAAGCUCUAUAG